CAGGAUCUGGUCUUCUGUGGACCAGCCCGAGGAAUCUUCAACAUUUCAUUGAUAUUCAUCUGGAGAACACAGUCAGAGAGACAGCAACAAUACGAAAACAACAGAGAGAUGGCAAACUCAAAAUCAACAAGCUGGUACCAACCAAUGGAUAUAGACGAGUCAAAUGAGACUCUGGAGGAGAUCAUCAGCAGGUAUUGUCGCUGGCCAAGCCAAGACAAACCUCAUCCUCAAUCCAAUCAGAGGCGCCUACCACAACGACAGGAGAGGUAUCCUGCUGCCAAGAGCCAGGUCCAGGAGCUGCAGGAGAGGCUGGAGGAGGAGCGACAACAGAGACUCCAGUGUGAAAAGGAGAACAGGUGUUUAAAAGAACUUAAACACCUGAAGCCCUCCUUUCAGCCUCAGAACCUCACCUAUUAUGUGCAGCACACCACAGGGAAGUUCACUGGCAUAAUAAAAGACCUGAACCAGAAGCUCACAGCCAAGGAGGAGGCCAAUGAGUCCCUCAAAAAGGAGGUGGAGGACCUGAAGAAAUGGCUGGCAGAAGCCAGGUCCAGUCACACUGAGCUGUCCUCCAAAUUGAUAUCCCAGAAUGAGGACAGUGACAGGCUCAAGAAGGAGGUGGACCAGCUCACUAAGGACAAGGAACACCAAACCUGGUGGAUUGACCGCCUCAUGAAUGAGCUGGAUGAGGUCAGGGGGCAGCUUUGGGAGCUGGAGGCCUUAGACCUCAAGGAACAGGUGGACAAGCUCACCAAGGAGAAGGCAAGCCUAACCCGAUGGAGUGACCGCCUCAUGAAAGAGCUGGACGAGGUCAGCGACCCGCUUUGGGAGCUGGAGGCCUUAGACACCAAGGAGGAGGUGGAGGACCUGAAGAAAAGGCUGGCAGAAGCCAAGACCAGCCACACUGAGCUGUCCUCCAAAUUAAAAUCACAAAAGGACGACAGUGACAGGCUCAGGGAGGAGGUGGACCAGCUCACCAAGGAGAAGGAAACCCAAACCUUGUGGAGUGACCUCCUUCUGAAAGAGCUGGAAGAGGUCCGGGAGCAGCUUUGGGUGAUGAAGCUCCCCAACCAUCAAGCUGUCAAGGAGGAGACUGAUCUGGCCCAACUAAUGAAGAACCUGUCCCUCCAAGACAACUCAGGGCCCUCCCUUCCUAGCAAUGAGACUUGGGUUAAAGAACUUAUCAAGAUCUCUCCCUGGAGAACGCCCCCCUAAACAGCUGCUGCCCCCCCUCCGUGGGUUUUUCUCCGGGUAGCUCCGGUUUUAUCCCACACAAAAAAUUAGAAUAAAUUUGUGAAAACUA
Molecule: messenger RNA, 1303 nt
Organism: Notolabrus celidotus (New Zealand spotty)
Lineage: Eukaryota; Metazoa; Chordata; Actinopteri; Labriformes; Labridae
Product: myosin heavy chain, cardiac muscle isoform-like
Exons: 2
Coding region: 109-1215 (368 amino acids)
Source: RefSeq, a predicted model, not a curated record